Messenger RNA from Symbiodinium sp. CCMP2456, 2361 nucleotides. NCBI's taxonomy places the organism in Eukaryota, Dinophyceae, Suessiales, Symbiodiniaceae. The record is from the annotation of a GenBank genome assembly.
AUGGUCAGACCGCUACAGCCUCGGCGCCACCAGCAGCCUCGAGGCAAGACCUACGAUAGCAAGCAGAUUUGGGUAGAAAGCGGUCAUGACACUUUGCAGGAGUGUGCGAACAACUGCUUCUGGAUGAACUGCAAAUUCUUCGAGUUUCGUCGAGAGUGGCGGAGUUGCAUAUGGUGCUUCAACCACAAUGCAGAGGGCACAGAUGUGUCGCCUGGCUGCAGCGGGAUUAUCGGUUAUCGCUUCUCUUCGCAGGAGGGCGGGCAGUUCGGGAUUCCGAGGCUCGGCACCCAGGACUCCCGGCGCCGCGCCUGGUCGGCCAAGGCGGAGGGAGGAAUCUACCGCUUGAACACGGACAUGCAGGAGUACCUGAAAGACCGCGUGAAAGGCGGUCCGAACUGGAAGCUCCUGAUGUCGGAUGGCAGGAGAUGCAAAGGUCAGGUCUUCUACACCACGAGUACCAUCAACUCCUGGCGCAUGACGGGAGCCAACGUCCAGCAAUGUGCUGACCACUGCUCCUCCCUGCGCACCAAUGGUCCUGGGGGCAACUGUACCUACUUCGGGCUCCUCUACGAAGCCAGCUGGACUCACGAGGUCCGAUGUGUUACAUUCAACAACAAUGUGGGCGACGUUCCGGAGACGAAGCCGGAGGGCUUCGACAACUGUGAGCCGGAGGUCACGAACUCAGUGGACGACCACCGUGGUCGCUAUUGGGUCGUGUUCGAGCUCACAAGGCAGGACACCCCGGCAGGGCCACGCCGCACUCGCCGCCUCCAAGUGGUCUCUACCCCGGAGGCUGUAGCCAAUGCAGAGUGCGAGCCCAAAGCUUCGGAGCAGUCGAUGUACCUAGCUCUCGACCCUCCAGAAAGGCGUCCGAUGAUGGAAACGAUCCGCACAGACGUCGUGAGGGGUCCCUUCGGAAUGGAGGACGUGCGUUAUGCGGACCCUGCCGACAUGAAGGCGGUGGAUCCCGAGGCGCCCUUCAAGAAUGCCGCAGAGGCUACCGGCAAGCAUGGCUUCGUGGAAGAGAUCAUGGGAUUUUUUGUCGCUCCGUUCGAUGGCCACUACUCCUUCCUGACAUGGGGAGAUGUGCGGCAGGAUAUUUGGCUGAGCACGUCGACUGACCCUGCGGACACGAUCAAGGUUGCUGAACGGAUCGACAGCCAGCCGUGCAGGACGGGCGACACCCGGCGACGCAACAGGUACCUUGGGUGCAGCAUGUUCUACAACAAGAGAGGCCACACCUCUCCCUGGCACGGACACAUUGGAACUGAGCUCAAGGACAGCCACGGUUUCGCUGGGAACCCAACGCUGGGCUUCCGCACACCCACAGAGGUGACAGUGCCACUGAAGCAAGGAGAGCGGCGCUUCUUCGUGAAAAGAACGUCUUUGGCCGAAUCCUACCGGAAAAACUUUGAUAUUCGUCGCCGUCGUCGCUUCCGCACCUACACCGGCCUGCGCAUCCACAAGCCAGAUCUGAGCAGCCUCACGCCUUCGCAGCAGGAGCUUCUAGCCCAGCGCAAGAGCUGGCCAGAGAUGGUGCUCCUCAAGAGGAUCAUCUCAAAGGAUGGCGGGCAGUGGCGCAUUGGCCUGCGCGAAGCUCGUGAUGAUGAGCCCACGUACACGAAUUGGAUCGGCUGGAACUUCAAUGAUUUUCAUGUGGUCGAAGCGCUGAACGCGGUGGUGAUGCCAAGUGGGACACAGGUUCAUGCAGAGAUGUGGUGGAUGAACAACUAUAACAGUGGCGAAGAGUCCGUGACCGAGUACAUGAUCACGUUCUUACGCCCUCUGGGAAACCUGCCCGAGCUGCUGAUCGAGUACGACAUCAUGCGAAGCCGGGUCGAGGUCCAGACGAUCAUGCACGGGAAUGCGGAGGAUCUCUUCAUUUGGCCCCUCUCCGCCAAUCUCUUUGAGGUUCCAGCUUUGGAGCCCUCGGCCACCUUGGCGGCCACCGGGAUCCGGGCGCAGUACACCACUCGAGUGGAGCCGGCCCUUCGAAGCUUGGUUGCUUUUGGAAGUCGCUCUCUGGAUCCGGCAGGGCAGAACUCGGAAUCCGAAGGAAGGCUCAGCGAUGCGAGCGCGGGGAAUGUCUCGGAGGAUACGGACUUGGCAGAUCCCGAGGCACCCAUGCCGUUCCCCUGCACCAUCGGUGCCUUCAACGACACCAUGUGCGGAGAUUCCAUGGGCUGCCAGUUCGAGCCCACCCAGUCAGGGGUGACCAACAACGAUAUCCUGGACCUUUACCAGCUCUACGACACUUGGGAGGAAUGUCAGCAGCGUUGCUGCCAAGAUCAGGACUCAGUCAGCUUGGUUCAGACUGCAUGCGUCAAGCGUAGCAGCAACAGAAGUUGCAGUCACAGUUAG